AUGGACAAACGGAAAAUGAUCACAAAAAGAACACGAAUUGAUACAGCAAUACGUGGGGCGGGAUCUGGUGCUGGACCAAUUACCAAUGGUCCCAUACAAACAAGGCCAUUGGUCGCCUUGUUAGAUGGCAGAGAUUGUUCAAUAGAAAUGCCUAUACUUAAAGAUGUAGCUACUGUUGCAUUUUGUGAUGCCCAAUCUACUUCUGAAAUUCACGAAAAGGUUAGAUUUUUAAUUAUUGUAUUUUAUCACUUUUAUAAAAUAAUUUUUUUUUUUUACAGGUAUUAAAUGAAGCUGUGGGGGCUCUAAUGUGGCACACCAUUGUUCUUACUAAAGAAGAUUUAGAAAAAUUUAAAACGCUCAGGAUUAUUGUACGAAUAGGAAGUGGUGUAGACAAUAUUGAUGUUAAGGUAUGUACUUUUACUUUCCUAUUAUUUAUCUUGUGUAGAUUCCAUUAUUAUUUAAUUAUAAUGAUAUUUUAUUACUAAUUUGUUGUGUUUAGGCUGCCGGUGAAUUAGGUAUAGCUGUUUGUAAUGUGCCGGGUUAUGGAGUGGAAGAAGUUGCAGACACAACACUAUGUUUGAUUUUGAACCUUUAUCGUAGAACCUACUGGUUAGCUCAAAUGGUUAGAGAAGGAAAAAAAUUUACUGGUCCUGAACAAGUACGAGAAGCUGCUCAAGGAUGUGCACGUAUUCGAGGGGACACUUUAGGCAUUGUUGGUUUAGGUAAUUUAUAGCUAUAACAACAGUAAUAUGUUUUAUUAAUAAUAAUUGACAUAGGAAAAAUUAUAUUAAUUUAAGGUUUUUAAUUUAAAACAUUUAUUUUUAUUAUAGGUCGCAUCGGCUCAGCAGUUGCAUUGAGAGCAAAAGCUUUUGGCUUCAAUGUCAUAUUUUAUGAUCCUUAUCUACCAGAUGGAAUUGAAAAAUCUUUAGGCUUGACUCGAGUUUAUACACUUCAAGUAAACUUUGAUUUAUAUUUUAAUAAAUACACUUAGAUAUUAAUAAAUUAAUUAUAAUAUAAAAAUCAAUUUUUUAGGAUUUAUUGUUUCAAUCUGAUUGUGUAUCGUUACAUUGUACUUUGAAUGAACACAAUCAUCACCUUAUAAAUGAGUUUACCAUUAAACAAAUGAGGCCAGGUAAUAAUUUUAUUAGAAUUUAUUUAAAUAAUGUUAUGAGGAAUUCUUAACGAAAAUGUUUUAUUUUAGGAGCUUUCCUUGUAAAUACAGCCCGAGGUGGAUUAGUUGAUGACGAUGCACUUGCAACAGCAUUAAAACAAGGACGAAUCAGAGCAGCUGCCUUGGAUGUGCACGAAAAUGAACCUUUUAAUGUACUUCAAGGUACAUACUACCAAAAUAAACUUAUAUUUUAAAAUAUAUAAUUAUAAUAAUAUAUAUUUAAUUUUUAGGACCAUUAAAAGACUCCCCUAAUUUAUUAUGCACUCCACAUGCUGCAUUUUAUUCAGAUGCUAGCUGUACAGAGUUAAGAGAAAUGGCUGCUAGUGAAAUUCGUAGAGCAAUUGUAGGUAGAAUACCUGAAUGUCUUCGUAACUGUGUCAAUAAAGAGUAUUUUCCCGCCCAUACUACCUAUCCACAUCAAUCAACAGUAGCGAGUGUGGCGUCGGCAGCAGCUGCAGCUGCAGCAGCCGCCGCAGCAGCUAAUCCUGAUGCUAUGAAUGGAGGGUUAGUCUUACAUCGAAAAAGUGAUUAAAAUACAUUUCACUAAUAUUUCUAUAUUUUUAGAUAUUACGCGGGUACUGGAGCAGGAGCAUUACCAGUGCAGCAAGCGCACUCUACUACUGCACAUGAUAAUGUGCCUGGUUCUGGGUCAGCACCACCACCACCCUCACAACAAGCACCACCAAGCUCUCAAUCAGCUCCACCUGCAUCAGUUCUGCCACAUUCAUUAGUGAGUACACUGCCGUCAGUCAGUAGUGGGGCUGAUUCGGUGCCUUGAGCAUCAUCUGCCCCGUCACCUCUCAUUCCUCUGUAAUCAAUGAGUAUGUUUAACUCCCAUUCAUCCGGCCUAUUACAUAAAAAUAUUUCACUGAUUUUUUUUUUUUUUUUUUUAUCUAUUUAGAUUAAAUUUUAAUAUCUAAAAUAAUUGUAUUAAAAAAAGAUAACUAAAGAUUUAUUGUAAAAGUUCAAAUUAGUUUUAACACAACACUCCAUGAACUGUAUUUUACUUUAAAAAAAAAUCAUACAAGGUUCAACUCCAUUUAAAAAUGAAUAUGGAGAUUUUUAUUUAACUAAUUCACACUUAAUAUUUAUAAUUUUAUUCCUACACCAUAUAUUAAAUAUAUACUUGUUGAAACAAUAAUAAAAAAUUAUUAUAUCACUGGAUUGUGUAUUGCUUUGAGUGGGUAAUUUCAUUCUUUGGCUAUCACAAUAUGUCUAGAUUUAUCUGAAAGAUAAUAUAAUCUAGAACAAUUUUCACUUCAUAUCUCCUAAUUCAAUUUCAUGUUAUUGCUUUUACAUCGGUUUAGAAUAAUUAAUAAUUUUGAUGUUGCUAUUUGUAUUUAUUUUGCUUUACUAAUAUUGUGACUGUUUUGCUAUGCAUGUUAAUUAUUAAAGGGUGCCUCGGAAAAACAUUUAUAAUUAGUUUUUGUUAAUUAAUUAAAAAUUUUAUUGAAUAAAUUGUUUUCUAUAUAUAUUUGUAUAAAUCACAUAAUUAACACUAUUUAUUUAUCUGUUCAUAUAUACAUACAUAUGUGUGUGUUCAUAUGAUUAUAUUUAAGUUAUACGUGACACUUACUAUUUAUAUACGAAUUAAUUUAAUCUAAUUAAUAUUUUUAUAAUCGACCAACUUAUUUUGUUUUGUAUAACUAUUACAUAUCAUUUUAUAUUUUUAUGUAAAUAUGCAAUCUAGUAUCUUAAAUUACAUAUAUAUAUCGUAUUAAAAAAUUAUUCUUUCGCAAAAUAUAGCUAGAUAAAUAGUAAAUUAAAUAUCAAUCCGCUUGUUCACAAUAACUGAAAAACAAUGAAUUUAAUUUCUCUUCUUUAUUUUCUUAUUUAAAUUAUUUAUUGAUUUAACAGAUUUACUUUAAAAUAUAUUCUUAUAGUUAGUUGUAAACAAAUGAGUUUGGUCGUUACUUUACAUAUUUUCAGUUAUACAAUUUUUUUAUAAACUGUUGCUUUAUUUAAAUAGAUUUGGCACCCUUUAAUAAUAACAAAAAUAAUUGUGCAUAAAAUAAUAAAACUCACAUUUGUUCUGUUUGUUAAUUUAUAUUAAAUGUAUGAAUGUUACAUACUAAGGACUCCAAAUCUAAAUUAUAAUGAAAAUUGUGUCUAGCUUAAUACCAUGUGUUUGCAUUUAUAAGGAAGGGCGCGGCCUGUACUAUAAGACAGUUUUAUAUUAUGUUGCACAAAAAAAUGUUUGUACUUGAUGGACAAUUUCUCAAGGCGUCCUAGGGGUGGUUUUUUAAUGUAUAAGCUGGGUUUUGAAUUCCGUGUUUAAAAUGUCGCUGCGCCCUUAGCGACAAAAUUUCCAUGACCAUGCUUUACUGUUGACACGCUUCGGGAAUAUUUUUUAAUUUUUUUUUAUUGAUCCAUUUUUUAUUUUUAUUUUUAUUUUUUGUAGUUUGUUAACACCCAGCUUCCGUACACUUCUGGACAAAACGACCGUGACAGUACAAAUAAUGUGAGCCAGAGUAGUCCGUCCCUGACGUAUAGGCCUGUUGUUUAA
Molecule: messenger RNA, 3677 nt
Organism: Cinara cedri
Lineage: Eukaryota; Metazoa; Arthropoda; Insecta; Hemiptera; Aphididae
Source: the annotation of a GenBank genome assembly